CUUUCCGAUAUGCAGUAUCCGCCCAGUUUGUUUUUUUGAGGGCCAUACAUCAGCCUUGCAGUGAUCAGGCCGAGCAAGGAUCAACAAAGUUUAAUUGAUAACAGAACCUGCGAAUUACUGCAUUGUAAUAUACAACAAACCGGGACUAUACUGUGAUUUAGAAGGGCAGCUGUGUUCUAAGGAUGUGGAUGUAUUUACUGAAAGACUUUCUGUAACAACUUAAACAGGCUUGUUUGUGACAAUUUUUGGACGUGGAUUCCAUAAGCAAAAGGUGAAAAUGACAGAAUAUAAGCUUGUGGUGGUUGGAGCUGGAGGCGUUGGGAAGAGUGCCCUGACAAUACAGCUUAUUCAGAAUCAUUUUGUGGAUGAAUAUGACCCUACAAUAGAGGACUCGUACAGAAAACAAGUAGUAAUCGAUGGGGAGACGUGUUUGUUGGACAUUCUCGACACCGCAGGUCAAGAGGAGUACAGUGCAAUGAGAGACCAGUAUAUGAGAACAGGGGAGGGCUUUCUCUGUGUCUUUGCCAUUAAUAAUACUAAAUCAUUUGAAGAUAUACACCACUAUAGGGAGCAGAUAAAACGAGUGAAAGACUCUGAAGAUGUCCCUAUGGUCUUGGUAGGAAACAAAUGUGAUCUUCCAUCCCGAACGGUGGAUACGAAGCAAGCUCAGGACUUAGCUAGAAGUUAUGGAAUUCCUUUCAUAGAGACAUCAGCAAAGACAAGACAGAGAGUGGAGGAUGCCUUUUAUACUCUGGUACGGGAGAUCCGACAGUACCGGUUGAAAAAGCUCAGCAAAGAAGAAAAGACCCCUCGCUGUGUGAAGCUUAAAAAAUGUGUUGUAAUGGGUGUGGAUGAUGCCUUUUACACAUUAGUCCGAGAAAUUCGAAAGCACAAAGAGAAGAUGAGCAAAGAUGGCAAAAAGAAGAAAAAGAAGUCAAAGACAAAGUGUAUAAUCAUGUGAAUAGAUGUUUCCCUUUUAAACAAGAAAAAUAAACCACCUUUACAUGUACUGAACUAGAAGUAAUACUUUUGUUUUUGUACAUUACACUAAAUUAUUAGACUUGGUUUUAUUAGCACAUCUACUUAAUCUGGUUUAAUGAAUUCUUUGCUAUUGAUGGUUUGCUUGUGUUUUUCCCCCCUUUUUUUUUUUUUUUUUUUUUUUAGAAAACAAAAUAAGCUUUACUUUCCACUGUUUCUAAGUGCCAGUAUUCCUUAAGUGUUGGCUCUUCAGUUAGCUGAUCAGUCUCUGUUGGGGCAUUUGGUGCAUGUACUUUUGUGAAACCUUUUCAUUUUCCUUAAAUGUAUAUUUUAUUGGUGUAUCAAUAGCAGUAAUCCCUUUCUGUUUUACUUUAUUUUAAAUGAGCUUUCUGUAUUUUUUUUUAUACUGUGUCGCUUGCUGAAGUUGCCACAAGGGUCUGUUUUGAUCAAGUCUUACUUUACAGGACAUAAAAUUGUUAUUGAUUUUGGUAUACAGAAAGAAAACUGCUUUUUAAAAAAAAAAAAAAAAAAAAAAAAAAAAAAAACUUUAAGCUCAAAUACUGAUAAACUACACAUUAUAGUUCAUCAAAUGUAUAGUACUAUAGGAGGAUAUUCUAACAUGUGUAUGGAUGGGACAGAAGGUAAUGCAAGUAAAAUCAGAUGUAAUUGUAGGCCAUUUUAGUGGCAAGGUUUAAUAAAAGGCUGCACCAUACUAUUCGGGGUAUACUACACUGAAUCUGAAAUAGAUGUGUUGUGUGCAAACACUUUGGAUGGCAAUGGUUUCAAGAUUUAUAUCUAUUUGGGGCUAUAGCACUACAGAAUUAUCUUCACAAAUGUUGUACACUUUAGCACUCUGAUAAUAACAUUUGUGAACAUAAUUAUGAAGUGGUAUAGCCCCAAAUAAAGAUAUCUUGAAGGUUAAGUAGCCAGCAGAUUUAAAAAAUAAUAAUAAUCUUGAAAACCUUGCCAUUUUUCAUGGUUACACCGAUAUUGUGGAAAAGACUGCUGCUUCCAUCCUUCUGCAUGGCAUUAUCUCCUAUAGUUUUCCAGAUUUGGCACAAAUAACCUUUUUUUUCUUUCUUUGUUCUAAGCCCUGUGAAUAAUAUGUAAUGGUUUCCUAACUGUUUGCCAAAUUAAAAUGAUGCAUCCAUUUUAUCAUUAUAGCUACUAUCAAUUGAUACAGAUUGGGCUUUUCUGUAGGUGGUCCAAACACCUUUCAUUUGAACCUUUUGCUUGUCUCUUUGCAUGAAGGUUACCAACCCCUUUGGGGGAACUUUGGUUUACUGUGUUGCACCAUUUGGUGUUUAAAAGGCACUGGUGAAAAUACUGAACACAACUCAAAUUAGACUGGAAUAUACAGAUUAAGUAUAGUUACUUUUACAGUGGGGUGGAAACACUUUUUUACUGUACGAAGCCAAAAAGCCUUGUGCACACUCAAAUUCACAAACACAUUUAAUGGAUAUUACAUGGAUGUAAAAUGACCAGAAACCAUGCUUUUAUAAACCAUACAAAAUAAGGGUCUGCAGCUGUAAUGGUAUCAUUAAAUAUGAACUGUCAGAAUUCACAAUAUCUUCGAUUUUUUUCUAAUGGCUAACAUGAGUUCUGAAACUUACUCUUUUUAGAUUGUCGACUUCUUCCUAGAUUUAUUUCUUAAAUGUAACGUGUUUACCUGGAAUGUUUUAACAACCUUUGUAUAGUUGUAAUACUGAAAGGUGCAUAUUUUGUACAUUGUGCUUUUUUUUUGGUUUGUUAUAGAAAUGAGGUUUAAUCUGGUUUCAAUCAUUUUCUUUGUGCUGACCUGGAAUGUUGGUCAUAACAGAUUAAAUGAAAUGAAUGACCACUGUUUAAUAAGUACUUUGUAAUGUUUUUAUAGGCGUAUGUGCUGUGUGGUGAUCUCAAAUUAGUCACUAUUUUUGUCGUGAAUUUCACCACUCCUAUUAAUGUAUAAUAAAAAAAAUAAAUUAAAAAAAAAAAAAAAAAACAGGAAUG
Messenger RNA from Polyodon spathula (Mississippi paddlefish), 2967 nucleotides. RefSeq names its product GTPase KRas. Gene Ontology annotation, biological process: Ras protein signal transduction. Gene Ontology annotation, cellular component: plasma membrane. NCBI's taxonomy places the organism in Eukaryota, Metazoa, Chordata, Actinopteri, Acipenseriformes, Polyodontidae. The coding region runs from base 278 to 961 and encodes 227 amino acids. Gene Ontology annotation, molecular function: GTP binding; GDP binding; GTPase activity. The transcript is spliced from 7 exons. The record is from RefSeq and is a predicted model, not a curated record.